Messenger RNA from Homarus americanus (American lobster), 526 nucleotides. Its product is annotated as mediator of RNA polymerase II transcription subunit 27-like. NCBI's taxonomy places the organism in Eukaryota, Metazoa, Arthropoda, Malacostraca, Decapoda, Nephropidae. The annotation marks the transcript as partial. The transcript has 2 exons. The record is from RefSeq and is a predicted model, not a curated record.
CCUUGUGCUUCCCAUCCAAAAAGAUUUGGCCGUGAGAUGGCGUGAAGUUGGCCGUGAAGGUCGUACAUCUGGCACCCUGCUCAGUGACUGUUUGGCCGUGAGAUGGCGUGAAGUUGGCCGUGAAGCUCGUACAUCUGGCUCAGUGAACAUGGCGGCACCGGAGGGGACGAGUGUUGAGACUCUUACUGUAACACUGAACACACUGAGGACACUCAGAAGUAGUGUUACCCUUUUUUUCAAAUUCAUUUCAGAAGGCAAUAGAGAUGAAAACAGUAAUGAAGGCGACAGCAGUGUACACGAGGAGGCAAUGAAGGUCAUGGCUGAUGUUAAAUGCCAUUUACGAGAACUGGAGACUCAAGUAGCAGGUCUUAAUCCACCCUCAAACCCUGUAAAUCUGGGUAACACAGGGCUCUUGUCCUUGGACCCCUCACCAGAUAAACUACCACUCUACUACCAGCUUCUGGACUGUUAUACUUGGAUGGAGAAGGUGAGAAAUAAGUACUUAACUUAAUUUUGUAGCACCUCU